This is a messenger RNA of Fulvia fulva, 582 nucleotides long. RefSeq lists its product as uncharacterized. The coding region runs from base 1 to 582 and encodes 193 amino acids. The record is from RefSeq and is a predicted model, not a curated record. The transcript has a single exon. Gene Ontology annotation, molecular function: acyltransferase activity, transferring groups other than amino-acyl groups. Lineage: Eukaryota; Fungi; Ascomycota; Dothideomycetes; Mycosphaerellales; Mycosphaerellaceae.
AUGAGAGUCCUGUCGACAACCACCUUAUCUCACAGCCCGCGAAUGGCUUAUCAAACAUUGCCCAAGAUCCUCCUCAGACCAGACGCGGGUAGUUCUGAUGAUAUCGCACACAUACGAGACGUAAUUCGAGAUGCGUUUGCCGCCAAGUCUCAUCUCGACCACAAGGAGGCCGACAUUGUGGACUCGCUUCGCAAGGCUGGAGCAUUGACCAUAUCACUGGCGGCCUAUCUCCAUCAAUCGGAGUCAGGAACGAUCGUUGGCCAUAUAGCAGCUUCUCCGGUCUUGAUCGACGGCGAAAGCCAUGGAUGGUUUGGCCUCGGACCGGUUUCCCUCCGACCUGCUCACCAAGGACAAGGUAUUGGCAGCGCUCUAGUGAAAGGUGCACUCGAAGCCCUACGAGAUGCGGGAGCUGCAGGCUGCGUGGUUGCGGGGAGUCCAAGAUAUUAUCAUCGAUUUGGUUUUCAGCACAACCCAGCUAUAACUUUCGAAGGUGCACCAGCUAAGUACUUUCAAAGUAUCACACUCAACGGGCCAACCGUGAGCGGGAAAGUCGCGUACCAUGAGGCCUUCAACAUCAGAUAA